AUGGCAGAACAUAGCAAACCUAAGAGUAGUAUAGAAAAAGCUAUUCCAAAAGACAUUAUUUUUCAUGCUAGGUGCAUUCUUAUUUUAUACAUUCUUCUCUAUUUAUCAUGGCAUGCAAAUGUCAAAUACAGGUUUGUAAGAGUUGUAAUCACAUUGAGCAGUCUGAGUAGUGACUUCGAUAUGUCUGAUCAUAGUAUGUUUGCUAUAAAGUGUGAUUUCUAA
Messenger RNA from Gryllus bimaculatus (two-spotted cricket), 222 nucleotides. Lineage: Eukaryota; Metazoa; Arthropoda; Insecta; Orthoptera; Gryllidae. The record is from the annotation of a GenBank genome assembly.